AUGGACUUGUCCAAUGUAUUGCGUAUUGUUGCUGAGAUAAGUGCUCAAGCGGUUCAAAUGGAUCGUGACCAGCAAACUCAAAAACACGAGUGUCAUGUAUUACGUGAGGUGUUGAAAAAAACCACCGCUGAGCGGGAUGAGGCAGUCCAAUUGGCAGAUGAGCGUGUAAACAACGGGCGCGAGUCGGAGUCGUUCGAGGUCAUAUUAACCCAUAUUCUGCGCCAACGGGACAGAUCUGAAACUAGAAACGGAUCACAGAGCUCUAUCGCUACUGGGGAGGGGAAGGUUAACGGAUCCGCUAUUGGAGAGAAUCCUGGUCCCCUUGGAUCAGACACACAGGUUGCAGGCAUAUAA
Messenger RNA from Aspergillus welwitschiae, 354 nucleotides. RefSeq lists its product as uncharacterized. The transcript has 3 exons. The record is from RefSeq and is a predicted model, not a curated record. NCBI's taxonomy places the organism in Eukaryota, Fungi, Ascomycota, Eurotiomycetes, Eurotiales, Aspergillaceae. Bases 1 to 354 code for a protein of 117 amino acids.